GUCGCCAUCCAUGAUCGCAGCGGUGGCGACAGACCAGCGGACUCGUCACCUACAAAACGCAGGGUAAAGCGGCGCGGCGAUGGCCACAGCGCGACUACUGCUCCGAACCGCCUCCCUGCGCCCCCUCCGCCGCUCGCCCCCGCACUCAUCCCGCCACCAGCCCCGAGCCGCCAUGGCCUCCGACGCCGCCAGCCAGUUCCACAAGAUCCAGAUCCAGCGCGAGGAUACGACCUUUGAUGCCUAUGUUGUUGGCAAAGAAAACGCUCCUGGAGUUGUAGUGCUGCAAGAGUGGUGGGGCGUUGACUAUGAGGUCAAGAAUCAUGCCAUCCAUAUUUCCCAGAUCGGCGAUGGAUACAGGGCGCUUAUUCCAGAUUUGUACCGUGGGAAGGUUGCUUUGGAGGUAGCUGAGGCACAACAUCUGAUGGAAGGACUAGACUGGCCAGGUGCAAUCAAGGAUAUUCAGGCCUCAGUUAAGUGGCUGAAGGAAAAUGGAUCACCCAAGGUUGGUGUUACUGGUUAUUGCAUGGGAGGUGCUUUGGCAAUUGCAAGUGGAGUUUUGGUCCCGGAGGUUGAUGCUGUUGUUGCUUUCUAUGGGACGCCAUCUUCGGAGCUUGCUGAUACUUCCAAGGCUCAGGCUCCAAUCCAGGCUCAUUUUGGGGAGCUUGACAGUUUUGUUGGAUUUGCAGAUGUUACCGCGGCCAAGUCGUUGGAGGAGAAGCUCAAGGCUUCUGGAGUGGCACAUGAAGUCCACAUAUACCCUGGAUGCUCCCACGCCUUCAUGAACGCAUCGCCUGAGGCCCUCGAGAGGAGGAAGGGCAUGGGUUUGACUGAUGAGAAUCAGGGAGCCAUUGACCUGGCAUGGUCCCGCUUCUCCACUUGGAUGGGCCGUUUCCUGGGAUCUGCAUGAGCAAUUACCAUCCAUAUGGUUCUCUGAAUGAUGUAUAUGGUGUCUGUCAGUCAGCUCAGAAGAAUAAAAUGUCUGGGUGCAAUAUGUCAGUAUCCAACCUAGGCUAGUGUGGUUGUGUUAUCAGUACUAUGCCAACUCGUCGUGAUUUUGUGUUGUGUUGUGGUUGUGGUUAGAUUCAUGUUGGAUGGA
This is a messenger RNA of Hordeum vulgare subsp. vulgare (domesticated barley), 1096 nucleotides long. Its product is annotated as protein usf. Lineage: Eukaryota; Viridiplantae; Streptophyta; Magnoliopsida; Poales; Poaceae. The transcript has 5 exons. The record is from RefSeq and is a predicted model, not a curated record. Gene Ontology annotation, molecular function: hydrolase activity. The coding region runs from base 80 to 907 and encodes 275 amino acids.